Molecule: messenger RNA, 714 nt
Organism: Scomber japonicus (chub mackerel)
Lineage: Eukaryota; Metazoa; Chordata; Actinopteri; Scombriformes; Scombridae
Gene: morn3
Product: MORN repeat containing 3
Exons: 5
Coding region: 1-714 (237 amino acids)
Source: RefSeq, a predicted model, not a curated record
AUGCCAUACAUUAAUGCAAAUCAAAAUCAUCCAUCAUUCUCAACAUUGUUGGAUAUUAAGGCACAGAAAUGUGGACUGCGCCACACAAUUUUCUCAGUCACUGGGAAUGAAUACACUGGAGAGUGGCAGGACAACCAGAAGCAUGGGAAGGGAACUCAGGUGUGGAAGAAGUCUGGUGCCAUUUAUGACGGAGAUUGGAAAUUUGGAAAACGUGAUGGAUAUGGCACCUACAGUGUACUAGUCCCGGAAACAAAAGAGUAUGCAAGGAAGUACUGUGGUGGAUGGCAAAAUGGAAAGAAGCAUGGGUAUGGGAUGUACUUCUACAAUAACUCAGCAGUUUAUGAAGGUGAGUGGAGUGAGGGUCUUCGAAGUGGAUGGGGAAGAAUGUACUAUGAGAAUGAAGAUAUCUACGAAGGAGAGUGGCUGAAGGAUAAGAAUCAUGGACAGGGCAUCAUUCGAUUAGCAAAUGGAAGCUGGUAUGAAGGCAGCUGGAAUGAUGGCAAGAAGAACGGCGAUGGAAAGUUCUACUAUCCUGACAAAGGCCAGCUUUAUGAAGGCUUUUGGGUGGAUGGAGUAGCAAAAUGUGGGACCCUGUUGGAUUUUGGGAGGGAUGAAGCUCCAACACCAACAAAGUAUCCCAUUCCAAAGAUACAACUGGUGGAUAUGCAGAUGGUUUUAAGGGAAGCCCAAACGACAUACCUUGAUCAAUUUUGA